GCAUCUUCUGUCUUUAGGGACAGGCCACGUUCCAGGCAGGGCGAUCCUUUUGAGCCGCAGGGCCACAUUCCUUUCCGGGAACCAGGGUUAGCUACGUAAGCUGGGUGCCAAAUGGCUCCUAAAACCGAGGUUGCAGCCGCUAAAACAGAUACAGUCGUACCUUGGUUGUCGAACUUCAUCUGUUCCAGGAGUCAAAGCGGUUUGAAAACCAAGGCGCGGCUUCCAAUCGGCCGCAGGAGCUCCCUGCGCUCAAUCAGAAGCUGCAUCAGACAUUGGGCUUCCGAAAAAUGUUUGCAGACCGGAACGCUCACUUCCGGGUUUGCAGUGUCUGUCAGCCAAAACGUCCGACUUGCGAGGCGCUCGGGAUCCAAGGUACGACUGUAUCUGGUUGCCAUUUUGGGGCAAGUCUUACUUUGCAAAGGAUGGACUGACUGUGGUCGAUUCUCAGUUAAAUUCGGAGGACAACCUUGAGCCGGAUUAAGAGCUUUGAGAACUUGGAAGAAGGAAAGUCACUUGAUUCAGGGACAGUCCACCAAUAUAUCGGUCAAUUCUGACCUCUUUUUCUUACUGGGGACACGGACCAUUCAUGACGUAAGAAUAUUUUUCCCCAAUGGAGAGCAGGGGGAAGCGAAGACAAGCGACAACAAUUUCGCUUUAACGUCAUUCGCUGCUCCUCAGGCUGCACGGAAAAAGCAUUUUGGUUCCUGAAAGUCAUUCUGAUUGUGCAGAUAAAACAGAACUGAUAAAAUUCUACAGGAUGUGGUCUUAAGUGUGUGAAAACAGUCCAGAUCCAAAGAUCUCCUGGUGGUGGAGACGUCAGGAGGCAUCCAGGCACCUGGGCAUCUUCGCUUGGUCACAAGUGGCCAGUAGCCAGCUGCAAAAUGCGCCUGGCGCCUGGCUAAUUUCAAACCCACGCCUCAGUCUUACCUUCAUAAUAUUAGGCAGGUUUCCACACCUAUCCACGCUACCUGAGCUCUAGGAAACAUUUUCAGCCAUGCCAAAAAAGGCAGCUGCAGAGCUGAGCCAGUGAGAGGUGUGGCCUGGGGAGUGUUGCAGGGGCUGGGUAGAGAUGUUCAGAUGGCCACAUGGAGCCUGACAUUCCCUGUUCCUGGGCAAACAUAGUUCCUCCAAAAGCCCCAAUACCUCCGGCUCCAAUUCCCCGCUAUCACUGAACGCUCUCUCUCUUCCUCCCUAUCUUUCUGCUUCACCAGGACCCCUCACGGCAGCCUGGUAAGUGUCUGCUCAGAUCCAUGCGUACAAAAGCGCUUCAGAAGGCGCCUUUGUGUCUUUUUGAGGAAUUAACUUUGCCCGGUUGUUUUCGGGAGAUCCGUUUUUAUUUCCAAUGGAACUGCUUUCUCCUCUUCUUCGAGUUCGUUUGGGGCGAUUCUGUUGCUCGUCGAACCGGUUUUCACAGGGUGGGAGAAUUGUAGUUGGAAGGGCCUCAAUUCAGUCAUGUCUGUUGAUUUCAAUGGGUCUCCUCUGAGUAGGACCCUGUAUCAUCCCAUCCUUUGGGCGCUCGCUGUUUCUGGCCGUCUGCCAGCUCUUGGGGGGUCUCUGUCGCCCCUUCCCCUGCCUGCCUGCCAUUACAUUUGGGGCGCUGUGCCUCGACCCUUCCCUCUUUACCCCUGCCCCCCUCAGUCCGCCUGCAGGUCGCCUUCUGCUGGCCUCUGGCCUUUUCUUUGCACCUCUCCCCCAGCUGAUGAACACAGACAAAACCUUUUCCUCCUUCCUUCCCCAGAUCUGGAGGAGACGAGCCUGAGAAAACGCACGGGCCCCCUCCCGGAUGAAAAGCAGUCGGCCGCCGAGCUGGACGCCGUCCUGCAACACCACCACAGCAUCCAGGAGAAGCUGGCCGAGGAGAUGUUGCACCUGGCGCGCAACCUCAAGAACAACACCCUGGUGGCGCAGAACGUGAUCAAGCAAGACAACCAGACUCUGUCCCACUCGCUCAAGCUGGCCGACCACAACUUCGAGAAGCUGAAGGACGAGUCCGACCGCCUGGAGCAGCAUGCCAAGAAGUCCGUCAACUGGCUCCUCUGGCUGAUGCUCAUCGUCGUCUGCUUCAUCUUCAUCAGUAUGAUCCUCUUCAUCCGCAUCUUCCCCAAGCUCAGGUGAUUCCGGAGGCCGCGGGCGGCAACCUGGCCACACCUCAGUUCACCGUUGCCCACAAAGUCCAAGGCCCCCCGGCACUUCUCUGGCGGAGUCUCUGAAGACACUCGCUGGAAGGGAGCUCCUGGCGCUUCUCUGAAAGAGUCUCUGAAGACACUGGCCGGAAGGGAGCUCCGUUCCUGCUGGAACAUGACUCAUUUUGACCGCUUUGGGAGGAAACGGCCUGCCUGCUUAUAUGGUUGACAAAGGGGAGGCUCCUUCAGCUCCUAAGCUGGGCCUGAGCAGGGAGCGCAGCCAGGGGUUCAAGCCGUGGGCGUUUGGGACCUGGGGGUGGACUGGGCAUGGUUUUCUCAGGCAGAGGCGGAGUUGCCAGACCAGGGGGAUAAUCCGACAGAAACGGCUCACCUUCCUUCUUCCUCCUGACUGCUUGCAGGGAGCUGAGUCUCUGGAUGAGGCUAAACAUUCUGUCAUCGUGUAAGCACCCCGUAUCUCCCCCCCCCAAAAAGUGCACCUUCACUGCUUAGCUGCCAUUUGGGGAUGGCCUGGAAGGAGGGAUCUGAGGCCGUUGGGGUUUCGUUUGUCUCUGAGGUCCUGCCGCCCGUAGAGGAAAACCAAGACUCUGGAGGUGGGGGGAUUCUUGGCUGACAAGUUGGGGCAGGUUUUUUUUUUGGGGGGGGAAAUCACCUAUCCUGUUCUUCUCCCCAAAAAGCCCUAAGUCCUAAACAUUCCAGUAUAAGGACUCCGCCACCUUUCGCUCUUCUUUCUCCCUUCCAGCCAAAAAGGAAAAUACAACUUGGCCUUGGGUGGAGGGUGUGUGUGUGUGUGUGUGUGUGUGUGUGUGUGUGUGUGUGUGUCAGUGUGUCAGCCACAGUUCUUACAUCUGGGGUUAGACUGGAUCUGCCACAGCGGCAGCAGGGGGAACGAGGGGAAGAGGGCUUUGGGGCGGCUGCCGGAGGCACCUCCCUGUUUUGAGAGCAAAGGCGUCCCCACCUCACAACGGCGGUGAAUCACCUGCAGAAAGAGGCACCGCUCCCCAGUGGGGGCCUCGCCCUGCCGCUUGCCAAGCGCACACAGUCAGCUUGGCAGCUGAGCCAAGAGAGGCACAGUCCCCCCAGGGGGGAGAGGCUCUGUGUCGCCCCCACCUCCACGUGCUGCUGCUGCUCCCCUGUGCCGGAGCGAUGAGCCUCUGCUUGCCCCCCGCCGCACGGAAAAUGUGCCUCGGCCUGCCGGCGAGGGAGCCAAAUGAUGCAUUGCCAGCCAGCCUGCCUGCCGCCACUCACACAUUAAAAACAAAACC
Zootoca vivipara (common lizard) is the source of this 3406-nucleotide messenger RNA. The record is from RefSeq and is a predicted model, not a curated record. Lineage: Eukaryota; Metazoa; Chordata; Lepidosauria; Squamata; Lacertidae.